This is a messenger RNA of Alnus glutinosa, 1293 nucleotides long. RefSeq lists its product as uncharacterized. The transcript has a single exon. The record is from RefSeq and is a predicted model, not a curated record. NCBI's taxonomy places the organism in Eukaryota, Viridiplantae, Streptophyta, Magnoliopsida, Fagales, Betulaceae. Bases 1 to 1293 code for a protein of 430 amino acids.
AUGGAUCAUAUUCUUGAACUUGAUAGCCUUCAAUAUGAUUCUUCCUCCGAUGAUGAGUUGGAAAUAAUUUCAACUUUUGCUAUGGUAAAAGAACGAUUGGAUGGCGAAGGAGGAUCAAGAUCACGACGUGUUUCUGGUCGACGUCGCAAUACUAUUUGGCGUAAUUCUUUGCAAGGCCAAGAAAACCUAUUCCGCGAUUAUUUUGCGGAAUCGGCGGUAUAUCCUCCCAACAAAUUUCGAAGGAGGUUUCGUAUGCGCCGUGACCUUUUUAUGCGCAUUCACGACGCAAUAAUAUCUCAUGACAGAUAUUUUGUUCAAGAAAGAAAUGCUGCUGGAAAGCUCGGACAUUCUUCUCUACAAAAGAUGACUGCUACAAUUAGGAUGCUCGCUUAUGGAGUAACUGCAGAUUUGAUGGAUGAAUACUUACGGAUUGGAGAAAGGACCGCAAUGGAUAGCUUUAUACAUUUUGUUAAAGCGGUAGUUUCAAUUUUUUCUACCGAGUACUUGAGGUCGCCAAACUCAGAAGACAUUGCUAGAUUGCUAGCAAUUGGCGAAAGUCGUGGAUUUCCAAGAAUGCUGGGAAGCAUCGAUUGCAUGCAUUGGAAGUGGAAGAAUUGUCCAAAUGCUUGGAAAGGUAUGUAUUCUGGUCAUAUACGUGAACCUACAAUUAUUUUGGAAGCCGUAGCGUCCCAUGAUCUUUGGAUAUGGCACGCAUUUUUUGGGUUACCAGGGUCUCAUAAUGAUAUAAAUGUGUUAGAACGAUCUGAUGUAUUUGCCAAUCUAGCUGAAGGGCGUGCUCCUCCGGUCAACUACUCAAUCAAUGGUCACGAUUAUACAAUGGGAUACUAUCUUGCCGAUGGUAUAUAUCCUUCGUGGGCAACAUUCGUAAAAACAAUUCAUGCUCCACAAGGAAACAAGAGAAAAAAUUUUGCUGCAGCUCAAGAGUCGGCAAGAAAGGACGUAGAGCGAGCGUUUGGAGUGCUUCAAGCACGAUUUGCAAUUGUGCGUGGACCUGCACGGUUAUACCAACCUGAACUUCUUAAAGAUAUUAUGAUGGCGUGCAUAAUAUUGCAUAACAUGAUCGUUGAGGAUGAACGAGAUAUGUAUCUUGGAGCAGAUGAAUUCAAUUAUGAGCAAAUCAAUGACGUUCCACUCGAACCACCGUCACACGAAGUUCCAAAUGAAGUUGUGGAGUUCAUGCAAAAUCGUCAUCGUAUUAGAGAUCAAGAAACACAUUUGCAACUUCAAUUAGACCUCAUUGAGCAUUUAUGGCAAAUACAUAGUCAAUCGUAA